Messenger RNA from Cuscuta campestris, 1168 nucleotides. The record is from the annotation of a GenBank genome assembly. NCBI's taxonomy places the organism in Eukaryota, Viridiplantae, Streptophyta, Magnoliopsida, Solanales, Convolvulaceae.
CGUGAACUUUUGACUACCCCGUGGGCCGUGGCAUAUAUUCCCAGCGACCCACUUCCAACGGUAGAAUAAAAAUUCACUGGACUCUGUCAAAAAGGCACAGUAAAAGAUUAGAAGAAUUUACAGGACUUGGCCGAUCCCAGUCCUAGUCAACCCGGCCACUGACUCACUGAGAGCUUCUUCCCCAACGCAACCAGCUCCCUGGUUCUCUCCUCAAUCCCGUUCGUCUGCGGCUGCAGAGAUGAGCCUCUCCGUCGCGCAGGGAUUCACGAAGUCACUGGCGAUGACUGUUCUUUCGGAAAUCGGAGACAAAACGUUUUUUGCAGCUGCGAUAUUGGCAAUGCGACAUCCAAGGAGACUCGUCUUGGCAGGUUGCCUUUCAGCAUUAAUUGUGAUGACAAUUCUAUCUGCAGUUGUUGGCUGGGCUGCUCCCAAUUUGAUCUCUCGAAAGUGGACUCAUUAUAUUACAACUUUAUUGUUUUUUGGAUUUGGGCUAUGGUCAUUAUGGGAUGCCAUUAAUGAGGGGGUUUCUGAAGAGUUUGCUGAAGUUGAAGCAGAACUGGAUGCUGAUGUCAAUGCUAACAAUGGAGCAUCCAAAGGCAAGGAUAAGAACGAUAAGGUUUUUGAAGAUUCAAAAAAGCAGAGGAGGCCAGUUCUCACUCAAUUUUUUUCGCCGAUCCUUCUAAAGGCAUUUUCAAUUACAUUUUUUGGGGAAUGGGGUGACAAGAGCCAGAUUGCUACCAUUGGUCUUGCUGCCGAUGAGAACCCAUUAGGUGUUGUUCUUGGAGGAAUAAUUGGACAGUCAUUAUGUACUACUGCUGCCGUGUUGGGCGGGAAGAGCCUUGCAGCUCAGAUCUCUGAGAAAGCGAUUGGACUCGCUAGCGGACUUCUGUUCAUUGUUUUCGGCAUUCAGUCCUUCCUUUCACCGGUUGAUUGAGGGUAGGCUCUCGUGUUAGCGUCUACCGGUGGUAUUUUAAUUGCUAACCUUAUUAUGUUAUGGACACCCAAAAGUUGUGCUCAACUUUCUUUUAUUAUAUAUAUAGCAAACAGCCUAUAAAUGCUACAGCACAAAGUAUAUUUUACAUCUAGAUGUAUACAUACAUCUAGUCACAUUUUUGUAAUUUUUUUAAUGAUUGCUCAUCGUUGCCCUAAAGAAAAUGCAUUUCUUUUG